This is a messenger RNA of Amoebophrya sp. A25, 592 nucleotides long. Lineage: Eukaryota; Dinophyceae; Syndiniales; Amoebophryaceae. The record is from the annotation of a GenBank genome assembly.
GAACGAAGGUGCAACUAGUUCAAUAUCAUCUACUUCGCCGGCGGGCGGGCGUGGAACAGCAGGCACUGGUGAUCGUGGCAAUAAAGGUUCUAGUUCGGCUGGGGCGUUUCCCAUGGGUUUAGUAGAGAAAAUGAAAUCAGCACUUGUCACGAAGAAGGAAAUCGAAGAUGGCAUAGGGAAUCCGCAGGAAAGCGGUGAACAAUCGGCACCGCGCAGCCAGUCAGCGACGCCGCGCGUAGGGUCGUCUUCACCGCGUAAAUCGGUUUUACGUUCUGCCACAGUCAAACUCUUUUGGCAUCUGCAUAUUCACUUUCACCAUUUAACAUUCUCGGAAAAUGUUUCUUUUAUUGGCCGAAGUUUCCUCUAAUAGCAAACGGGAGCUCCUCGGCGGGAGGACUUAAGGGUCCAAGCACUUUGGCUGACGCUGUUGUUGCCGCAUCAGGUGUUUCGCUCGGGACUGAAGCAAGCAGACACUACCGGAGUAUUCAUGCGUUCCUCGUGGACCGCAUCAAUCGGUUGCAAAAGACCUUAGAUAGCGAAGAAGCUGACAUCAACCGUUUGGUUACCGCAAUGCAGCUUAUGAGAGAUAGUA